CGCCCGAGGAGCUGAGAAUCGGACUCGUGUGAGAUCGGAGAGGGCUCGAGCCCGCUCGGGCCGGGCUCGGCUCCUCUCGGUCCCCGGCUACGGCCGCCUCGGGCGGGCUCGGAUGGAGGACUCGGACUCGGCGGCGAAGCAGCUGGGCUUGGCCGAGGCGGCGGCGGUAGCUGCGGCGGCGGUGGCCGCAGCAGUGGCCGCGGAAGGAUCCGAGCACCAGCGGGCGGAGGCGGCGGGCUUAGAGGCGGAGCCCGAGGAGGAGGAGGCAGCGGCGCAAGUGACGGCAGUGACCGUGAUGGCGGCGGAUGCCGAACACAUCGACAUGGGAGCCGAGUCCCUGCCGAGCGCGGACGAGGCCGCUGCCUUCGCAGAAGUCACAACAGUAACGGUAGCCAAUGUGGGUGCCUCUGCAGACAAUGUCUUCACCACAUCAGUGGCAAAUGCUGCAUCUAUAUCUGGACAUGUGCUGUCUGGCAGAACAGCUCUUCAAAUUGGGGACAGCUUGAAUACAGAAAAAGCCACUCUGAUAGUGGUUCACACAGAUGGCAGCAUUGUAGAAACCACAGGGCUGAAGGGGCCCUCUGCACCUCUCACACCAGGUUCUCAGUCUCCUCCCACUCCCUUAACACCUGGUCAAGAAAAAAAUGGCACAAAGUAUAACUGGGACCCAUCAGUGUAUGACAGUGAACUCCCUGUGCGAUGCCGGAAUAUCAGCGGAAUCCUGUAUAAAAACAGGCUUGGUUCAGGAGGCCGGGGCCGAUGUAUUAAGCAAGGGGAGAACUGGUACAGCCCCACUGAGUUUGAAGCCAUGGCAGGAAGAGCCAGCAGCAAAGAUUGGAAAAGAAGCAUCCGCUAUGCAGGGAGGCCACUGCAGUGCCUUAUUCAUGAUGGGAUUUUAAAUCCUCAUGCUGCCUCAUGCACGUGUGCCGCCUGCUGUGAUGACAUGACCUUGAGUGGCCCAGUACGACUGUUUGUCCCUUAUAAAAGGCGAAAAAAAGAAAACGAAUUGCCUACAACUCCAGUGAAAAAAGACUCUCCCAAAAACAUCACCCUGCUUCCUGCUACAGCUGCUACCACUUUCACCGUGACUCCUUCAGGACAGAUCACUACUUCUGGUGCUCUGACUUUCGACCGUGCAUCAACUGUGGAGGCCACAGCUAUCAUCUCAGAAAGUCCAUCCCAGGGUGAUGUAUUUGCUGGCGCCACUGUUCAAGAUACUACUGUCCAACAACCAUGCCGCGUCAGUCAUCCAGAACCUCACUAUCCAAGUUAUCAGGACAAUUGUCAGAUUUCACCUUUUCCAGAAGCUGCACUGCCAACUUCCCAUCCCAAAAUAGUGUUGACGUCCCUUCCUGCCCUGGCUGUGCCACCUACUACCCCCACCAAAGCCAUAUCCCCCUCAGUAGUGAAUGGACUAGAGAUGACAGAGCAACGGAGCUGGCUAUACCUGGAGGAGAUGGUCAACUCCUUACUGAACACAGCCCAGCAACUGAAGACCCUGAUUGAACAGGCUAAACAGGCCAGCUCCUCCUUCCGGGAGGCUGCUGUUACUCAAGCGAAAAUCCAAGCCGAUGUGGAGAGGAAAGAGCAAUAUCAAAACCAGUUAUUUCAACAAACGGAAGAUGUCGAUGGUAAAACAGAAAUCAUCAUCAAGCAGUCCUGUGUAAACUGUGGUCGGGAGGCAAUGAAUGAGUGCACUGGAUGCCAUAAAGUCAAUUACUGUUCAACUUUCUGCCAGAGGAAGGCAGCCUGCCUGCAUGUUCCAGUGCUGAGCUGUGGUGGUUGUGACGUCACCAGCAGAGAGCAUGCUGGGGCAGUGUACCAAGCAGACCCUGCCAAUCAGAGAGAAGCCGCAGUGGAGGAUUGGAAGGAUCACCAGCACAUGUGCGGUCAGUCGGCCACAGUCACAGUGCAAGCAGAUGAGGUGCACGUCACAGACAGUGUCAUGGAGAAAGUCGCAGUCUGAAAAAUCUACUUCUGUAAGGUCCCAGCAAAGAACAAGGGAAGGUGCUUGGCUGGAUCAGCAAACUGGAUGGGAGCUCAUAUUGUUGGGUGUCUGGAAACUGAACUCUUCUCUUCGAUGAGCUCGUCUUAUGAAAACGCUUGAGCACUGUGACAUCAUUUGCAUUUUGGAGGCCUACACAAAAUUGUAGCAAAGGAGACACUAAAGAUACGUGAUCUGGGAAAAAUAACUAGACUUGCUGUUCAGGAGACCACCCUCGUUUUCAAGAAUUUUGGACUGUAAAGUUAAGCUUUCAAGACUUUGAAACCCCUCCGUUGCAGAUUAUGUUAGAGCCAUUUCUCUUGGGGGCCAUCUACAGUGGUUGGAGUGAAAGUUACGAUGUGCCAGUGUUCCAUUUCGCCCCAUGCCACCCUACCUCUCAUUUGAAAAAACAAAUCUUCCUUCAUUUGUUUAAUUUAAUUGUCUUUAAAAACAUACAUCAUAAACUAUAGUCUGUCAUUAGAAGCCCUUUUUCUGAUUCAUUUUUGCCUUUGCCUUCAGGGCAAAAUUUUACAUAUUGGAAAUUCUGCACGUGUUUAUAGACAGAAGAUGUCAUAUUGUUAAACAAAAUACAGUGAAAUCAUGAAAAUGCAUAUCUGUAACAUUCCUUUUACGCCAAGUGUAUUUGCCAGAGCACUGUUAAACGGACGGCGUGGACCUAUUUUGCUCAGCACAGUAAGAUGAAGCUUCAUGACACUGGUGUUUCUCAGCUGCCUUUUUGUGGCAGCUGUCUUGCCAAAAUCAGAUCUACCUGAGCCAAAGUAAGAAAAUGGUUUCUUUCCUGGCAUUAGUGUACUGACAUCGGGGCUUCACUGCAACUAUUAAAACAAAAUGCUGAAUGGCUAAGU
This is a messenger RNA of Gopherus flavomarginatus (Mexican gopher tortoise), 2850 nucleotides long. RefSeq names its product DEAF1 transcription factor (gene DEAF1). Gene Ontology annotation, molecular function: DNA binding; DNA-binding transcription factor activity, RNA polymerase II-specific. Gene Ontology annotation, biological process: regulation of transcription by RNA polymerase II. The record is from RefSeq and is a predicted model, not a curated record. The coding region runs from base 113 to 1966 and encodes 617 amino acids. The transcript is spliced from 14 exons. Lineage: Eukaryota; Metazoa; Chordata; Testudines; Testudinidae. Gene Ontology annotation, cellular component: nucleus.